Messenger RNA from Lachancea dasiensis, 1041 nucleotides. NCBI's taxonomy places the organism in Eukaryota, Fungi, Ascomycota, Saccharomycetes, Saccharomycetales, Saccharomycetaceae. The record is from the annotation of a GenBank genome assembly.
AUGAUCAGGACAGUAAAACCAAAGAAUGCAAGAGCUAAAAGAGCGCUAGACAAAAAAGAACCCAAGCUUACAGAAAAUACCAAACAGGCUCUUUUUGUUACCGGUAAAAGCUCCUCUCAGGUUUUACACGAUGCCAUGGUGGACUUGAGCGCCUUGAAAAAGCCUGAUAUGAAGCGCUUCAACAAGAAAAAUGAAAUCCGCCCAUUCGAGGACGCUGAACCACUAGAGUUUUUCAGCGAGAAAAAUGAUACAUCUCUUUUGGUUUUGAGUACCAGUUCAAAGAAGCGGAAAAACAACCUUACUUUCGUUCGCACAUUCGGUCACAAAAUAUAUGACAUGAUUGAACUGCAGAUCGCUGAAAACUACAAAUUCCUUUCAGACUUUAAAAAACAAACAUUUGCCCUAGGACUAAAGCCAAUGUUUUCUUUUCAGGGUGCGGCAUUUGAUACUCACCCAGUGUACAAACAUGUUAAGUCUCUGUUUUUGGAUUUUUUUAGAGGAACUGUGAGUGACCUGCAAGACGUCGCUGGGCUUCAGCACGUCAUUUCUGUUACUGUUCAAGGAGACUUCGAGGAUGGUGAGCCCCUGCCUAAUGUUCUCUUCAGAGUGUACAAGUUGAAGACUUACAGAAGUGAACAAGGUGGGCCCAAGCUUCCUCGUGUUGAACUAGAAGAAGUUGGUCCUCGCUUCGAUUUCAAGAUCGGUAGAAUUCGCACGCCUUCUCCCGAAAUGGAAAAGGAAGCUCUCAAGAGGGCCAAGCAGCUGGAACCUAAGACUGUCAAAAAUAUCACAGCAGAUGGCAUGGGAGACAAGUUUGGUACAAUUCACAUGGGUAAGCAAGAUUUGGGCAAACUACAGACGCGGAAAAUGAAAGGUUUGAAGGCAAAGUUCGACCAGAACAACGUUGACUCUGAGACUGAAGAGUACCUUGAGGACGCAGAGGAGGGCAUCCAAAAUGGUGCAGAGGAAAGCUACGGCGAAGAUUUCGUCACUGCUACGGAUAUCGAUGUGGGCCCUCCAGCUAAGAGGAUGAAGAAAUAG